CGCCCCUCGCCCUCGCUGUCGCGUACUGGGCGGUCAGCUAGACCCUCGCUUACGUCUCCGCCCGCACCUACGCUUAUCAGGCCAUGGUGCUGACAGAAUGCGAUGGGCUCGUGGGUGCGGCUUAGCAUUGAUCUUCUCAGGCAGUCGUCAAAUCAUCCGAGAGAGGUAGCUGCAGCCAGCCUGACAAACCUCUUGUGCCGUGGGAGGCUGCUCCUUCUCUUCUUAUCACCACACCUCACAUCUUGUUCUCCACGCCGCUGCCCGCUAUCCCCGUCAUGCUCGCGCUCCUUUUUCACCUCACGCUCGCAGCUACCUUCGCUGUCCAGCCGGCCGUGGCUGAUCACUUCGUGUGCAGCUACAAGCCGGGUGGCGGAAGCCCUGUUCAGUACGGCUACCACGAAUACUGCCAUGCAGGAAUCAUAGACCACAUCAACUCUACCGAUGUGGCCAUUUAUGGCUGCGACCCAGGCUUCAUCGGCGGCCUGAACACAAAAGUAGCUGAGUGGUGGUCUCCUCACCGACAGCUACCCCUUGCGCAGAUGGUACUGGAUACGGCCGGGACAAGCACGAGAACUGCUACGGCACACUCUGGGCCGCAUGCCUUGGCGAUUCCAGUGUUGGCGACUGCUACUAUUGGGCGUCCAUCGAUGACUGCGAAUGGCCGCACACGAUAGAGUACACCGCCUUGCCCAUCAAACUCCAGGUUUGGUUCUGGAAUGGAAAGUAGGGUGGGCCUGAAGACGGCAUUGCACCCUGAGACGCUGCCUUGCUCUCUCAAAUGCAUCAGAGCGGAGUCGCCGUCGCCGCUUGCCUUUGCCCCCUGCGAGCUUCCGAUUGUCA
Messenger RNA from Jaminaea rosea, 840 nucleotides. RefSeq lists its product as hypothetical. Lineage: Eukaryota; Fungi; Basidiomycota; Exobasidiomycetes; Microstromatales. The transcript is spliced from 3 exons. Bases 276 to 674 code for a protein of 132 amino acids. The record is from RefSeq and is a predicted model, not a curated record.